AUGACCCACAAACCUGUUACCAAAAGAUUGAUGGAAAACCAAACUAGCCUUCAUUUGGUUCUAAUACCACCGCCAUUAAAAGGCCACAUAACUCCUAUGCUUCAACUAGCCACAAUCCUUCAUUCAAAAGGCUUCUCCAUCACCAUAGCACACACCCAUUUCAACUCACCUAAUCCUUCUAAUCAUCCCAAUUUCCGUUUUCUACCCUUCUUUGAUGGUUUAUCUAAGACUCAAAUCACAUCCAAGAAUGUUGUAGAUAUUGCUUCAUCUCUAAAUACCAAUUGUGUAUCUCCACUUAAGGAGACCUUAGUUCAUCAUAUGGCCAAAUUAGAAAAGCUUGAUGAAAAAAUUGCUUGUAUCAUCUAUGAUGGAUUUUUUCACUUCAUUGAUUCUUUGGCCAAGGAAUUAAAGCUACCAAGCAUAGUCUUCCGAACAACAAGUGCUGCUAAUAUACUCACUUAUCAUGUCUGUGCUCAUCUUCAAACCAAAGGUUACCUUCCCUUGCAAGAUUCCAAGUCAUCGGAUUUGGUACCAGAGUUGGAGAUGCUGCGAUACAAAGAUUUACCUAUUUCUAAUUUAAAAAAUCCACAUGAUUUUCUACAUGGCAUAUCUAAAACGCUUUCAAUAACACCUUUAGGUGUUAUAUUCAACACUGUUGAAAGCUUAGAAGAUUCAUCUCUAAAUCAUCUUCAACAUCUAUAUAAUGUUAAUCUCUUCCCCAUAGGCCCUCUUCACAUGAUUGCCAGUGAGUUUGAUAAUAUCAGCAUUCUGCGAGAAAAGGAUAAUUGUAUAUCUUGGCUAAACAACAAACCAAGAAAAUCUGUUUUAUAUGUAAGCUUGGGGAGCAUUGCUAGUUGGGAAGAGAAAGAGCUAACUGAAAUGGCCUGUGGCUUAGUGAAGAGCAGACAAAAUUUCCUUUGGGUUAUUCGACCCGAGACAGUUACGGAUGUUUCCGCGUGGUUAGAAUCGUUGUCGGAAGAUGUUAAACUAGGUGUAGUAGAGAGAGGUUGUGUUGUGAAAUGGGCACCUCAGAGUGAGGUUUUGGCACAUGAAGCUGUUGGAGGUUUUUGGAGUCAUUGUGGUUGGAAUUCAACAUUGGAGAGUUUGUGUGAAGGAGUACCAAUUAUUUGUCAACCUUAUUUUGGAGAUCAAAGGGUAAAUGCUAGAUUGUUGAGCUAUGUUUGGAAGGUGGGUUGGGAAUGGUGUAAUGUCAUGAAAAGAGAUGAGAUUGAAAAGGUGGUUAGAAGACUUAUGGUGAAUCAAGAAGGGGAGGAAUUGAGGAAAAGAGCAAUUGAAUUGAAGCAUGAGAUUAGGUUGGCUUUGAGUGGUUCUUCAUGUGAUGCAUUAAAUGGGUUGGUAAAGUGUAUCCUAUCUGUGAAUGUUUGA
This is a messenger RNA of Lathyrus sativus (Indian pea), 1386 nucleotides long. The record is from the annotation of a GenBank genome assembly. Lineage: Eukaryota; Viridiplantae; Streptophyta; Magnoliopsida; Fabales; Fabaceae.